Dipodomys ordii (Ord's kangaroo rat) is the source of this 4336-nucleotide messenger RNA. It is a transcript of the gene Fanca, whose product is annotated as Fanconi anemia, complementation group A. The transcript is spliced from 43 exons. The record is from RefSeq and is a predicted model, not a curated record. Gene Ontology annotation, biological process: regulation of regulatory T cell differentiation; interstrand cross-link repair. Gene Ontology annotation, cellular component: Fanconi anaemia nuclear complex. Lineage: Eukaryota; Metazoa; Chordata; Mammalia; Rodentia; Heteromyidae. Bases 21 to 4313 code for a protein of 1430 amino acids.
ACGCGACUGCGGUCGUGGGGAUGCCGGGCCGCAAGAGGCUCUGGGCCCAACUGCUGGGAAGGGUCAAGAGGCAAAAGUAUGAUCCUGAAAGGGAAGAGAAAUUAAAGGAUUCAGCUGUGAACCUUCUGAGACGCCACCAAAAUUUGAAUGACCUUUUGCUAGAGGUGGAAGAUCCACUGUGUGAAAAAUCGUGUCUUGGCAAAUUGGCUGAUUGUGACAAUGCUGAGGUCUACCCAAAUUGCUCUAGUUCCUUUAUAGGCUCUGCUUUGCAAGAUCAAGCCUCAAGACUGGGAAUUCCUGUGGGGAUUCUGUCAGCCAGGCUAUUUGCCUGCAAUGUGGAGCAAGUCUGCAAGAGUUCCAGCCAUUCGAUAUUGCUCAGCUCAGAGCAAAGAAAAAAGCUCUCUUUCUUGUUAAAGAUUGCUCAGAAGUUAUUGGCACAUAAUAUGUUCUCUCGUCUCUCCUUCUGCCAAGAAUUAUGGAAAAUACAGAACUCUUUGUUGCUAGAGGCUGUGUGGCAUCUUCAUAUGCAGAGUGUUGUGAGCCUGCAAGAGCUGCUGGAAAGUCACCCCAGUGUGCAGGCCAUGGCUGAGUGGCUCUUCAGGAACCUGUGUCUUUUGUGUGAACAGACAGAAGCCUCCUGCAGGUCUACAGAUCUGGCCAGAGCCAUUCUUUAUGAUUUUGUGCAACUGUUUGUUUUGAAAGGAUUUCAGGAAAACUCAGACUCAAGAGCUGUGGUACCUGAAAAGAUGCCCCAGGCUGCUGCUGCCAUACUUCAGAGAAUGCUGACUUUUGCGCUGGAUGCCCUUGCUGCUGACCUGCAGGAGGAGACCUCAGCCUACAGGGUGGUAAAGGGCUGGUUUGACAUGUUCAGUGGACUUGCAUGUUGUGGCAUGAUUUCAACAGAUUCUCUGAAGAGGUUCUUCAGUCACACUUUAACCCAGAUUCUCACACAUAACCCUGUGCUGAAAGUGUCUGAUGCCAUUCAGAGGCAGAGGGAGUGGAGCUUUGCAAAGACUCACACUCUGCUCACGACUUUGUUCCGCAGGCUCUUUGUGAUACUCAGUCCAGAGGAGUCGCUUCGCUGUUUGCAGGAAGUCCUGGAGACUCAGGAGGUUCACUGGCAGCGUGUGCUCUCCUGUACGUCCACGCUGGUCAUCUGCUUUCCUGAGGCACAGCAGCUCGUUAAAGAUUGGGUGGCCCGUUUGAUGGCCUCUGCCUUUGAGAGCUACCACCUGGACAGUCUGGUCACCGCAUUCCUGGUUGUGCGCCAGGCUGCCCUGGAGGGCCCCUCUGUGUUCCCACCCUAUGCAGACUGGUUCAAGGCCUGCUUUGGCAGUGCACGUGGCUACCAUCAUUGCAGCAAGAAGGCACUAGUCUUCCUCUUCAAGUUCCUGUCCAAUCUUGUGCCUUGGGAGGCUCCUCGCUACCUACAGGUGCACAUUCUCUACCCUCCACUGGUCCCAAGCAAAUACCGCUCCCUCCUCACGGACUAUAUCUCCCUGGCCAAGACCCGGCUAGCUGACCUCAAGGUUUCCCUGGAGAACAUGGGGCUCUAUGAGGAUCUGUCCUUAGCCGGGGAUGUUGCUGAGCCUCAUAGCCAAGCAGCACAGGAUGUAGAGAGGGCCAUUGUGGUGUUUGCGCACACAGGGAAGAUUCCAGUGCCUGUUAUGGAAGCCAGCAUAUUCAGACGAUCUUACUACAUAUCUCACUUCCUCCCUACCCUGCUCACACCACGAGUGCUUCCAUUGGUCCCUGACUCCCGAGAAGGUUUUAUAGAGUCUCUGAAGAGAGCAGAUAAAAUCCCUCCAUCUCAGUAUGCUGCUUAUCGCCAAGCCUGCACUACUGCCAAGGAGCAGCAACUGGAGAGUGCAGUUCCAGAAACAAGGGCAGAGCCUAGUUGUGCUCGAGACCCCCUGGGACCACUCAGGGCUGCACUGGAAGAGCUCAGAGCCUCAGUGACAGACCCCACCCAGUUUGAUGUUAUAUCUGCUCAGAUGGCUGUGAUUUCUGAACGACUGAGUGCUACUUUGGGUCACAGUAAAGAUGACAACAGCCUUGAAAUAUUGAAGAUUCAGCUCAGCAUCCCUGCUCCAAAACUUGAGAAGCAAGAUCAGAUGGUUGUAGAUCUCCUGCUCACAGCUUUCUGUCAGAACCUAAUGGCAGCCUCCAGCUUUGCCCUUCCAGAGAGGCAGGGUACCUGGGCUGCCCUCUUCGUGAGGACCCUGUGUGGACCCAGGCUGUUGCCUGUAGUACUCAUUCGUCUUGUCCAGCUGCUUGCUCACCAGUGCCCGAUGCUGAGUGGCCAACACGUGCUGGGGUUGGCUGCCUUGAUUGUCCACCUGGGUGAGGCCAAGCUCACACUGCCAAAGGUAGAUCCAGGUCCUCCUGCUCCCCGCAGUGGCCUCCCCAUCCCCGAGUUCCUGGACAGCCUUCUGACCUGCCGCACCAGAGAGUCCUCACUCUUCUGUCUCAGAUUCUGCACAGCAGCAAUUUCGUAUUCUUUGUGCAAGUUCUCUUCUCAGCCCCGUGAUGCCUUGUACAGCUGUUUAUCUCCUGGCCUGAUCAAAAAAUUUCAGUUCAUUGUCUUCAGAUUGUUCCCAGAGGCCCGCACUCCUCAUCCUUCGCAAGACACAGCUGGCCUUCCUUGGAAACCUCUAUUCCUUCCUUCUGCAGACUGGCAGAGUGCUGCGCUCUCUCUGUGGAAGUGGAGCAGCUUCCAAGAGCUGCUGAAGGAGAAGGAGUUUCAUUUAACUUACAGGGAUUGGCUGCAACUGGAACUGGACAUUGAGCCUGGAGCUGAUGUUCUUUCAGAUGUGGAGAGACAGGACUUCCAUCAGUGGGCAAUCCAUGAGCACUAUUUGCUGGCACCGCUGGCUUCAGGGGGCUGCAGCGGAGACCUGGAAGUGGCCUGCACAGUUCUUGUCAAUGAGCUGAUGGACUUCUACCAAGGGUCCAGAAGUUAUGGCCACAUAGAGGAUGCUCAUUUAGUCCUUGGCAGCCGCAAGGGAAAUGUGGAUAUUCUCUCCAGGCUGCAGGAGAUGAUUGUGGACCUAGAACUGGAAUGGGGCUGCUCCCAGAGACACGUCCUCUUCGCUGUGUUCUGCAGGAGGCUCCAGGCCCUGGAGCGUGGAGGCAGUGUAGCCUCCAGCCUCAGGAGGCAGCAGGAGCUCCUCAUGUGCAAACGGCUUCUCCUCCACCUGCCUCCAACUGUUCUUGUUGGCAGCCUGAAGACCGGACAGCCUAUCACCCCCAGCUGUGAGGAGUUCUUUCACCUGGUCAAUUCUGAGUUGAAAAACUGCUGUUGCCGUGGUGGUACACUGACUGAGGACAUCACCAUCCACUUCUUCAGGGGACUCCUCAGUGCCUGUUUACAUAGCCCAGACCCCUCACUGACGGCCAAUCUCACUCUGAUGGAGUGCCAGACCAAGUGCCCCCUGAUUCUGACCUCUGCACUGUCAUGGUGGACAAGCCUCGAGCCGGUGUUGUGCAGUCGCUGGAGGAAAUGCGUCCAGGAUGAGCUUCCACGAGAAUUUCGCAGGCUAAAGGCAGCCCGGGACUUUGCCAGCAAUUUCUUCUCUGACUCAGCUUCCCCUGCACCCCACCUGCCCUGGGUCUCAGCUGCUUCUCUGCACUUCGCAGUUAAAGAAGUUGAAAAGGAAAACAUCAGGAGACAACUAAAGAGGCUGGACUGUGAAACAGAGGAGCUGUUGGUCUGCCUCCUUUUCUUCUCCCUGACUGGCUUGCUGUCAUCGCAUCUGACCCCAGACGAUGCGAGGGACUACACGAAGGCUGUGGACAUCUCUGCUGAGGUCCUUGCAUGUUUGGAGAGGAGGAAGGUGUCCUGGCUUGUACUCUUCCAGUUGACAGAGACAGAUGGUGGCCUGGGGCACCUCCUCCUCCGCCUGGCCCCAGAUCAGCAUAUCAGGCUGCUGCCAUUUGCCUUCUACAGUCUUUUGUCCCACUUCAAUGAAGACACUGUUGUCAGGGAAGAGGCCUUCCUGUAUGUUGCGGCAGACAUGUACUUCAAGCUGGUUCAGCUCUUUGUGGACGGGGAGAUGAGGGCUGCCUCAUCCUGUGCUAGCAGGAGCCCACGGCCCCAGGGCCAGCCCCCUCUCCAGGGUAGCCCUGUUCAACUGGUAAUGGAAGCCCGCCUUUUCCUACUGCAGUUAAUACCCCGAUGCCCAAGACAGAGUUUUUCAAACAUGGCAGAGCUGGUGGCGGGUCACGGAGUCUCUGACCCCGAGGUGAGCGCUGCCCUCCUGGGCAGACAGAAGGCUGACCCCCACCUCCACCCGGACCCCGAUCUCUUCUGAAUGUGCUCGAUCCAGGUCCUUUG